Molecule: messenger RNA, 1065 nt
Organism: Pleurotus ostreatus (oyster mushroom)
Lineage: Eukaryota; Fungi; Basidiomycota; Agaricomycetes; Agaricales; Pleurotaceae
Product: methylglyoxal reductase (NADPH-dependent) gre2
Exons: 7
Coding region: 1-1065 (354 amino acids)
Molecular function (GO): oxidoreductase activity, acting on the CH-OH group of donors, NAD or NADP as acceptor
Source: RefSeq, a predicted model, not a curated record
AUGCCAGCUAUCGCGCCUGGAAGCAAGGUUCUCGUCACCGGAGCCACUGGCUUCAUCGGUAUUUGGGUCACCCGCACUCUCCUUGAAAAGGGUUACUCAGUUCGUGGCACCGUGCGCUCGGCGAGCAAAGGGAAAUACCUCACCGAUUACUUCAAGUCCUAUGGCGAGAAGUUCGAGACGGCGAUUGUAGAGGAUAUCUCCAAGGAUGGCGCGUUCGACGAAGCUGUCAAAGGCGUAGAUGGGAUCGAGCACGUCGCUUCGCCAUUUCAUCUCAAGGCAGACGAUCCUCAAGAACUCAUAGGCCCCGCUGUGAACGGCACCCUUGGCAUUCUUAACAGCGCACUGCGAAACAACCCGACCCUCAAACGCGUGGUGAUAACGUCGUCAUGCGCGGCUGUCCUCGAGAUACUCCCAGAGCCAAAGGUGUUCUCUGAGCUUGACUGGAACAAGCAAUCCGUUCAACAGGUAGAGGAACAAGGGAAGGCUGCAUCGAACAUUACGAAGUACCGAGCGUCAAAGACGCUUGCAGAGAGAGCGGCUUGGGAGUUCUACGAGAAGCACAAAGCUGAGAUAACCUGGGACGUUGUGGUUAUCAAUCCCCCAUUUGUAUUCGGUCCAGUUAUCCAUGAAGUGGCCUCUCGCGACACGCUCAAUACAUCUUCAUCCGAUCUCCUCAAGGUCCUCCUGACCCCGUCUACCUCUCCGUCCGCGAUGUCGUCCGAGACAUUGACCACCACUGGCUCGUGCUGGAUUGACGUACGGGAUUUAGCGGAAGGACACGCGAAGGCGCUCGAGGUCCCCGACGCUGGAGGGGAGAGGAUCAUCAUCAGCGCGGGGCCGUAUGUCUGGCAGGAUUGGAUUGAUGUGGCCCAAGGCCUCUCUCCACCCGUGGCCCUGCCAGCGCACCAAAAACUUGCUGUCGGUGUGCCGGGCGGCGGAAAGGGCGCUGUCCACAAAAUUCAGUACGAUACUGCGAAGGCGGGGAGAAUCUUGGGGAUGAAGUACCGUUCCAGAGAAGAUACUAUUAGGGCUGCCCUAGAGGAUGUUGUUACUAGAGGAUGGUGA